UCGGCCGCCUGAGCAUGGGAAUCCUCUUUACCCGGAUAUGGAGGCUGUUUAACCACCAGGAGCAUAAAGUGAUAAUUGUUGGGCUUGAUAAUGCAGGAAAAACUACAAUUCUUUAUCAAUUUUCUAUGAAUGAAGUAGUACAUACUUCCCCAACAAUAGGUAGCAAUGUGGAAGAGAUUGUAGUUAAUAAUACACGAUUUCUUAUGUGGGAUAUUGGAGGCCAAGAAUCUCUUCGAUCAUCAUGGAACACAUAUUAUACAAACACUGAGUUUGUGAUAGUUGUUGUGGAUAGCACCGACAGAGAAAGAAUUUCUGUAACUAAAGAAGAACUGUAUAAAAUGUUAGCACAUGAGGACUUGAAAAAAGCAGGCUUGCUCAUCUUUGCUAACAAACAGGAUGUUAAAAACUGCAUGACGGUAGCUGAAAUUUCUCAGUUCCUGAAACUAACAUCUAUUAAAGAUCACCAGUGGCACAUCCAGGCAUGCUGUGCUCUUACUGGCGAAGGAUUGUGCCAAGGACUUGAAUGGAUGAUGUCAAGACUUAAAAUCAGAUGAUUCUAACUCUGCACAGACAUUGUACAAAAAGAGAACUGGAUAUUUGGCUGUGAAUUAUUGGCUUAUGUAUAUUUAUAAAAACAAAACAACUUUUUUUGCUACCUAAGAGAUUUCAAACAAGAGAACUUGACUUCCCAGAUGAUUCCUUUGAACUGGCGUUUAAAUACUGUGGCUGACCUUACUUUUAAAGCGAAAUCACUUGAGAUUGUUAAGAAAUAAUGUGUGGGGAUCAGAAUACAAGGGAGACAUUUUAACUUUUACAUUUUAUUAUUCUAGUCUAACUCACUACAUUGAAAAUGCUGACUUUAUUAUUUCCACAAAUCAGAAAAGAAAAUCAGUGUGGUACAGGUACUGACUGUCUAGCAUUGAAACUGACUGAGAUGUGUUUCAGAAGUGCAAAAAUGUUCCUGUAUGUGAACUGUACAUUUUAUGUGUUUAUACCUCAUGUUGAUUAAAAUCUGUUGAGCAAAAUGGUUAAUAUCCUUAAUUCUGUCCAUAAUACUCCUUAAAUGGCAGUAUGUGGAUUUGAGCCACUUUGGAUCUAUUUGAAUUCCAUGUGUUAUAGCCAACCUUUUCUCUCUGACAACAGAGCAGGUUCUGUCAGAACAAAUUCUUCACCUACUUUGCAACCCCUCUCUAGAACAAUGGGGAAGCUACAGCAAGUUUUUAAGUAUAUAGGAGGGGCUGCUGGUUGGGCAGGAUGAUGAGAACGUUCAACCAGGUCAGCAAAAGGCUGUACAUGGAAUGUUGUAUGUCACACUGUUUUGGGUCAAAUUACUUAAAUUUGUAAAUGGUUUAUUAAAAAAAAAGGGGGGGGGAAUCCUGCUAGGACAUCAUUAUCCUUUGUAUUAUGCUCAAAACCAACAGUGAUAAAAAUACAGAUUAUGUAUUCUUAUUUUAUAUAUGUUCUGCAAUUUAAAACAACCACAGAAGAAGUAAGACACAAUGUAUUAUUCUUUAAAACUUUACAUUUUGAUUGCAUUUGUUGAGAUGUGCAUUGCUUGAAAUAGAACAUUAGAGUUACCUGAAAUAUGCACUGUGGUUCAAAAACAUCUUUAUGCUUAGAGGUAUAUGUAGAACAUUCCCAUUUUAAACAUUUAUGAUAUAAUGUGUGAUAUUGAAGGGAAAAGAUGGGUUUAAUCCAAAAGAAGUAGAGUAAUUAGGAAUUUCACAUAAUAGGUAUAUGUCUCUUGGCGUUCCUUCUGGGGAAAUUGGUGACAUACUCUUUGUGAUCAACCUAAAAUGAACAGAAAUGUGUAAUUACACUAAGUUGCACUUAAAGUCAGUUGAAUGAGAAUUAAGUCUUGACUGGUCUUGUUGAUUCAAUAGGUAAGAUCAGUUAAGUUUUGAUCAAAUCCACUGCUACUUUAUAGAAGGCAAAGACUAGAAUAUAGAUAGCUAGAUUAGUAGGCUAUUAAUUGAGCCAUUUGCUUUUCAGAUUCUCUAGGAAUAUCCCAAGUGUGUGUGUGUGUGGCUUUAAUGGCUUGAUUCAGCUGUUCCUUAAAGAAGUAAAAAUGUAAACUUAAUGCAUGGAUCCUAUAAAGCAGUUUUCCAGUUUUGGGGGGAAAUGGCAAUUUUAUAUCUUCCCUGUUUCAAGACAUGAAGUGCAUUAAAAUAUGAAUAAAUAAACUAUUUUUCCUGUUAUUUUAUGCUGCAACUAUUGUAAAGGUGGAGGAUAGGGGAAUAAGUUGGUGCCUAGUAUAGGAAAAAUACAAAUUAUUUGGGAUGCUAUUUUAGUCUUCUGAAUGUUAUGCCUAGCAUUCUUUCCAGGCUUAAUGGGUUAUUUAGAAACAAGUGCAUCCUUAGUAUCAAAUAAACUCAAUCCCUCCCCCCCGUUUUUUUUAAAAUCAGGCAUUAAGUAUAACUUACUCUGUAUAUGACAAGUUGGAUCAAAACAAUUAACUAUUUAAAUGGUUGGAGCUCAGUACACUGGCUGCUUUCUACAACAGUCCCUCAUCAGUUUUUCUGUUGGCGGCGUGCGUAAAAUUAGUAGUGCCAUUAAAUUAUAUAUCAGUAUUUGGCAGGAGAAAAAAUGGCACAUAGUAGUUUUUGAAUGUUUUACUACAAACUGGUCUUGAAAUAACUCUUAAUUUCAAAAUCAGUUUGCUGCGGAGAUGGUUUUUUGUGAGGAACGAACAAAUAUUUAAGCUUCUUGUGAGUUGUUCCAUGCUUCUUUGAUUCUUACUCGGAAUAUUUUUUUAAAAAAUUCACAUGUCAUCAAAUGAAUGCAUUGAAAAAAUUAUGUUUUACAAACAUAAUUAAUAUAGUUAAGAUUGAACUAGAAUGGAUUAACCUUUUGAAUAUAUCCAAAUUACCAAAUUUAUUAAAUACCCAUACUAACAUAGAAAAGUAUGAAUGAGAGUGCAUGAGUUCCCAAACAGGUUGAGUUUCUGUAGGUUAAAAAGAAGUUUUGAGAACCAAUUUCCUUCUGACGUUCAUUAUCUCCUCCUAGACGAAGAAUAAAUGGCAGUCGGGUGGGAGAAGGGUGAUGUAGUCUUUCAGAAAAGAUUUACCCACUGUUUUCAGUGACUUUAGUAAAAUUGAAAGCAUAGAAACCCACAGGCAUUGUCCAGCUCUGAUACUUGACUGACUUUCAGCAUUAACAACAAGAAAGGUGCUUGCACAACUUUAUUUCACAUUUGAAUCCACUAGCAGUGGGCAGUUGGAUACCCUGAAAAGGGGUUAGAAGAAAGCUUAACAGAGCCUCUGGAUAGUUAUUCUUAUUUUGGAACAAGAAGUUAUCAAUUAGUCAUUUAGAGUCUUCUUUGAAGCUAAAGCCCAUUUUUUGUUUCAUGUAUAUUUUUAUCCAAAGCAGGCUUUGGACAGAACAGCUAUGUGUGAGCGUUAAUUUAAAAUUGAUCUGUUACUGCCAUUCCUCUAAAAUGUGUUGGAGACUUUGGGUGUCGUUCCUAGCUCUUACUCUCAAUCCACAGCAUUUUUACCAGAGGAUUAAUGUGUGCUUAUCACAAAAAUAUUUAUUUACAUAUAUACAAGAAAAAGCAUAUGCUGCUGUGUGCACAUUAAGUGAUCAAGUAUAGACAACAUCUAUUUUUACAGAGUGAAGGAAUAAAGUGUCCUGUGCUUCCAUAGGACCUGUGAAUGAUGGUACCUUGGUUGAUGUCAAUUGGUAGAGUGGAAGAAGCCUAAUAGGUCAGGAUAAUACACCCAAGAAAAGGUGAACAUAGGUAGCUUCUAGAUUUAGGUUGAUGGAAAAAUUGACUUACCAUUUAGUUUAAUAUUUUUUAUUAGCCCUGACUGCAUGCUUGCUUCUGUGCCUAUAUGUAAUGCCUACUUAAUCUGUAAAUUUUGUAAAUAAAGGAUUACUAGAAAGAUAAAUA
Python bivittatus (Burmese python) is the source of this 3892-nucleotide messenger RNA. RefSeq names its product ARF like GTPase 5A (gene ARL5A). NCBI's taxonomy places the organism in Eukaryota, Metazoa, Chordata, Lepidosauria, Squamata, Pythonidae. The record is from RefSeq and is a predicted model, not a curated record. Gene Ontology annotation, molecular function: GTP binding; GTPase activity.